Messenger RNA from Arachis ipaensis, 972 nucleotides. RefSeq names its product putative WRKY transcription factor 59. The record is from RefSeq and is a predicted model, not a curated record. Gene Ontology annotation, molecular function: DNA-binding transcription factor activity; sequence-specific DNA binding. Lineage: Eukaryota; Viridiplantae; Streptophyta; Magnoliopsida; Fabales; Fabaceae. Gene Ontology annotation, biological process: regulation of DNA-templated transcription.
UAUAUAUACUCUUUAUUUGGUGAGCCCAUGUAUGAAAUGAAAUGAAUUAAUCAAUUAUUAUGGUACGAGAAUUAAUAAGAUGUCAGAUAAUAAGAAUCAUCAAAUUCCUGAAGCAGAGUCACCACCUGAGAGUGAUGACUUGAGCAACAAUUGGUCUCUUGAAUUAUCAGAUUACUUGGCCAUUGAUGAUGAUACUCAAUGGCUUGAUGAUGAGUCAUUUGUUUCUCAGCAUAAUCUUUAUCAUCAAAACUAUGUUUUCCAUCAUCAACAACCCAUUCAAGUUGGAGAAGCUACCUCCAACUUUGAAGGCUCUUCAUCAACAAACAUAAGCAGUGGACAAGAGAAGAAGGAAGCUAGACAUAGAUAUGCAUUCAAAACAAAAUCAGAGGUUGAAGUGUUGGAUGAUGGAUACAAGUGGAGGAAAUAUGGAAAGAAGAUGGUCAAAAAUAGCCCCAAUCCAAGGAAUUAUUAUAGGUGUUCAGUGGAUGGAUGUUCAGUGAAAAAGAGAGUAGAGAGGGAUAGGGAUGAUCCAACGUAUGUCAUAACAACCUAUGAAGGGAUCCACAUUCACCAUCCUUCUUCAUCUCGCUACUAGCUUUAUAUAUGUAAACUUAUUUAUCUUUACUAAGGUCUGUAAAUAAAGAAUAAUAUUAGAGGAAAUAUUUAUGCUAUUUCUUUUUGUGUUAGUAUAUAGUAUAGGAAGAGUUUCACCGGAAAUAUUGGUGUUCCAGUUGUUUUAACCGUUGAUCUGAAUUAUAAAAAAUAUAUAUAACAUAUAAUAAUUAAAAUCAACGGUUAAAACAACUGAAACACUGGUAUUCCCGGUAUACCUGAUAACUUUCCUAUAGUAUAUAGCACCAUGCAUAGUUUUCCACCUAAACAAAGGGUAAGACAUACAAUCGGCUUCUUUUACUAACAAUGUUGGUCUAGCUAGUUAGAUUAUAAGAUUGAAUUAAUCAAUAUUUACCAAAA